Molecule: messenger RNA, 840 nt
Organism: Trifolium pratense (red clover)
Lineage: Eukaryota; Viridiplantae; Streptophyta; Magnoliopsida; Fabales; Fabaceae
Product: nucleoid-associated protein At4g30620, chloroplastic-like
Exons: 7
Coding region: 90-686 (198 amino acids)
Molecular function (GO): DNA binding
Source: RefSeq, a predicted model, not a curated record
UAAUCGUCCUCGCCCGACGGGUUCCUAACUAGUUCAGAAACAAACAAGCCUGUUCUGUUACUUCAGCUCAGUUCGGUUUUGCUGCUUCAAUGGCGUCAAUGCUCUCUCUCUCAAACGCAAUCGGAUUCUCUCACACCAAAACCAACCACAAUACUCUUUUAUCAACUUCUCUCUGUAAUCUAAAUUCCAGUUCAAAUAUAGUUGACAUGAAGACACUAUCGCGGCGCAGUUGUAAAAAAGUUGGACAUUACCAAAGAUAUUUUCGAUUAUAUGGUUUAUUUGGAGGGAGAAAAGAUAAUAAUAAUAAUAAUAAUGAUAAAAGUGAUGAUGCACCUUCUAAGGCAGGAAUUCUUGGAAACAUGCAAAACCUGUUUGAGACUGUGAAGAAGGCACAGAUGGUUGUCCAAGUUGAAGCAGUGAGGGUUCAGAAAGAACUUGCAGCGGCUGAGUUUGAUGGUUAUUGUGAGGGUGAGUUAGUAAAGGUAACUCUGUCUGGAAACCAGCAACCCUUACGAACAGAAAUUACUGAGGCAGCUAUGGAAUUGGGAUCAGAAAAACUUUCACUUUUAAUCACCGAAGCUUACAAGGAAGCACACGAGAAGAGUGUCCUGGGCAUGAAGGAAAGGAUGAAUGAUCUUGCACAGAGCUUAGGAAUGCCACCUGGGCUUGGUGAAGGAUUGAAGUGAUGAUAUUUUUAACAGAGAUCAUGACAUGACACGGGCCUCAUUUUUGCAUGCAAAAUAUGCGAGAUGGAUAGGCUUAUAUAUUUAAUUUAUUUUUCAUCUUGAUAUUUAAGCUUUGAGUUAUUUGAAAAAUGGUGAAGGAUCUUCUUUUCCAAAA